AUGGCGGAGAUAUUUCUCGACAAAACGAUCAGCUCGCUGUCAUCCGACAAGCAAAAGGCGCGCUCAGAUGGCUUAGCAGACUUGAAACACAUUCUUCAACAGAACAAGAAGAGCUCCAAGCUGCAAACCCUCAACGAUAAAGCCUGUCAUAAGAUUUUUGAGUCCCUUUUCCGGUUCGUUGCAACAGAAAGGUUGACAUUCAAUCGCGCGCCGAAUUUCAAAAGCGCUUCCGCAUCUCGACUCUCAACAUGUGCCUCUGUGCUCCGAUUAGCAGUCGAUCUCUUUUUGAAAAAUGUGAGGAUUAAAACGGUCCGAGCCAUCGUUGAUCACAUCACUGAAACCAUUCCAUCCCCCGGAGAAGGUAUAUGGGAUCAUCUGAGUGCGGACUACACCAAGUGUUUAGCGUCGCUUCUCCGAUAUCGCCCACAUGCAGAGCAUCUUGAUGGAGAGGACUGGGAAAACAUUUUAAGCUUUUGCCUUGCUGGAAUACGUGUAAAGGAGAAUGACAAUCAGCUAAGCAUUCGAAGCGGUUAUCGAUCUACCCCCGAAGAUCCCGAUGCCAGCGACAGUCGUUCGACUCCUUCGCGAAUGACCCCUGCCCCAAUCAGCAGAGAAAAUCAGGGCAGUAGCAGAAAUGUUCACGAAGCACUCGUGCUUUGUAUCCAACUUCUGACAUCAGUGCCUAACCCUCCUGUCCAAAACACAGCGAAUACCAUCCUUCAUGGACUGAUUGAUUUUGUCAAAUCGCCUUCAAUUGUAGCUGGGAAUACGCACCAGCUCGCCUUUAGUAGCAUCAAUGCAGUCAUUACCAAAAUCAUGUUUGAUCAGACCGAGCUUGCCCGCUCAUCUCUGUUGAGCCUGGUUCCAGUAAUUCGACAAUUGUGGUCGUCCACCAAGCUACAGGCCCUCAAGGACGAAUUGAUUGUCACUUUAAUGUUUUCCAUGAUCAUACUGGUGGACACGGCUCGACGAGACCCCUCCGAGUAUUUGGCGCAUGAAGUGGAAGGAUUAGCAAUUACACUCCACUCAGAAUAUGUGAGGCGUUCUGAAAGAGAGGCCCUUCAGGUCGACGAUAUUAUCUUUUACCAAAAUUCAACUGCAGACCACAGCCGACCGAUAUAUGGGCCUCGUUUUGGAAGUGCAAAAUCGGAAUUCAACUGGACCCUCAUCUGGAUCAUCGCGGAGCUAUUGAAGCUCUCGGAGGAUAUUAAUACUGUUAAUAACCCUGAGUCACAACGUGUUGGUUCAAAUAAAAGGCAGCGCUUCAGCUCUCAUCUUCAGGAUAUUCUUCGCGACUCGAUCUCUUCAACAAGCACCCGACGAAUCUGUGCAUUGCAGCUUGUACCUUUUAUUGAGACUAAUCUUGACGCAGAAACUAAAAUUUCCAUUUUCAAGCGGCUCGUUCUAAGCAUCACCGAUGACCAUGCUUCUGUGUCGUACUGGACAAUGGUUGCUCUGGCAAGCAUUGCGAGCGGAGCAACUGCAAAGUCGCCGGAGCUCAAAAGCCAAUGGCCAAGGGUAGUCGACUUGACUGCACGCGCGUUCUCUUCGCCACUCACAUCAAGAGCUGCGUGUAACCUGAUGAACGUUGUGCUUCAGUCCGGGUUAUUGGAAUAUUCGGAGGCAAUGGAAACGACACGUUCGAUUCUGUCUUCUGCUAAUUUGAAUGGACCAGCGGCCAUAUCAGACUCAUCUCUAAGACUCUGGGCGUUUAUUGCGCAGUCGAGGACACAGCUGGAUCCUGGAUCGUCUCAAAAGGCAUCUAUGCAGAUUUGCGGCUGGUUAAGGGACGUUUGGGCUAUUGGCUCUGUGACAGAUCGCAUUCAAACGGCUCGAAUUGCUCUAUAUGCUCGGCCUCUGGAUUUGCUGGCCGUUCUCUCUUCGUGUACUAAUCGACCUUUGUCUAUUUCACCACGUCAAUCGGACAAACCCACGGAACUUCCGAGAAGCUUUUCAGAAGGCCCAACUGGCCUAAUAAUUCGGAAGUGGUUGUUUUUCCAUGAGAAUCGCGAAUUAUUGGAAUAUGCUUUCCAUGCAGAGUCAUCCACUGCCACCAACUAUGCCAAUCCAUGGGCCUCGCAGGAAUCAUGGUACUUGGACCAAUCCCCUCGGCAGGAUCCUGACGAUACAGUGAUCUUGGAUUUGCUUCGUGUGAGAUGUGAGACUUUCUCGCAAGCAUGGCGCGCUAUGAAUGAGGACAGAUCAAUUAUAUCCCCAGAAAAUUUACAGAUCCUGGCUUCCUUCUGUAUUGUGACUUCGCUUUUCACAGCGUGCCUGCCCCAGUCGGCUCAGGCUCAAUCGCAAGAUUUGCAGCAAAAUUAUCGGGCCCUAUGGGAUGCUAUAUGCAAUUUCCUAGCGAUACAUGAAACAAGGUUCAUCCAUUCAUGUUUGGAAUUGCUUUCUCCUCUUCUUGGCCCUUUGUUGAGCUCUGAUACUUCUUCCGCCAUCCGGGGUAGCCUCAAGGAGCUCUUAACCCCACUUUCAAAUGUACUUGAACAGCUUCGUCAAAGCUCGAAAUCUCAAUCUUCCGAAGAUUAUGAUCCUAUGGAUCUGGAUGAUCGACUUAUGAGUGAUCAGGCUCAGAUGACGAUCGAUGAGACAAUACUAUCCACGAAUCGUGACGCUUCAUCGUUGUUCCUAGAUCCGAUCACUUACCAACUAUGUGUGACCAUUCAAAUAUCCAUCUUUUUGAGAACCGAUGCAGACCCAAGUUCCGGUCAACUACGGGCAUCAGAACUCGUUGACUACCUGACAAGCCUCGACGAAGCUGAUCUCAUGUCCGCCCAAAACUUGCUACCUGAGAUCUAUCGGCGGUGCUCGGACUUGGCGCCUUCUGAAUUGUUGUCCAUGUUAGAAAACUUGGGUGAAAUAUGCUUACAGUCAUACGAAAUGGAACGAUGUGAAGCUUCCCACUGCCUCUGCAUUCGUAUGAUGGCCAGUUUUGUCAAUUCCUGGGCCAACGGCCCCGAUGAGAACUUGAGAGAUUCAGCCAUGGACUUGUAUUCCUGGUUCAUUGAAGUCCUUUUGGUUCGAAAGAGAGCUUCUCCAAAAUCAUACAUUGCAUUGGCCGAGCUCAUCCGGGGUGUUAUUGACACGUCCCCCUCAUACGGCAACGAGCAGUCUCUGCAGUCCCCCAGAACAAGCCUUUUCACCAUCCUGCGAGAAGGAGACGUUCAGGUUAAAUUCACCGUUGCCAAAUUCAUCCCAACACUGUUUGAGCGCUUCCUUCUCAAAGAUCAUGACGCUAUCUUCGAUGACGUUCUAGAAAGCUUGCCUCGUGACCCGGAAUGGAUCGAAGGUAUAGCUGUUCGUCUUUUUGUGCUUUCCCAGUUGGCUUCGCGGUGGCAUACGUUGCUUCGUAGAAGCAUAUAUCAUCUAUUCGAAACUCCGGCUCAAGUUUCUUCUUCUCUGUGGUACGCUGAAAGAUGCAUUGUUUCUGUUUCUCAUAGCCUAGGCCUCCGGGAUGCAAAGGAACUCUUCCGACUUUUCUCGUCUCAAAUACUGUACACUUGGGCUGAGACGCAAAGCAUAAUGACAAUGCCUUUCAGUAUAUUUGGAUACGAUAGCCUCGGGGAGAUGCUGGUUGAUGUUAAAGACGAAAUCGUUGGGCAGAUGAUGAUGCGCGCAAGGGAACAGGAGACAAUUGAACUGGCGGAACAUCUUGAUGUGCCACACGUCGAACUUCUAGUUGGCUCUUUCUAUAAGGCAGAGGCAUACAGCAUUGCGCGAGAUAUCAGUACCCCUCCAGGGCAAGGCAGUCAGCCCAAAGGAGUCGAGAUUCGGCUCAGAAAAUUGCUAGGUGCAGACCAAUUCAUGACACAGGUUGAAAGCCAGUUUCCGUCCAUUGUUGCAACCUUUUUCAAGUCCCUCGACUACUAUGACCAAAUUGAAAGGGCGUUUUCCAAGCGUGCAAGCUUUGGCUACGCCCACGACAUUCAGAUGCAAAUUAUCAGCAAAAGUGCAUCUCAAAAUGUGCUGCCUGCGAAUCAACAGCCCUCAUUCCGAGCUCGAUAUCUGUUAGACGAGCUCGAGUUCCUUUGCAAACGCACUGGAUUUGACCUUGAAUCAAUAUGGACACCAUCACUGGUCUCUUUCACCUGUCGCUCACUCCUUGAAUCGAUACACCCUGCCCUUGGCUCGCUUCAUGCUUGCUCCGUCAUCCGUAAAAUACGGAUUCUUGUAUGCGUGGCUGGUCCCGUAUUUCUGAAAGACUAUCCGCUUGAAAUGGCGCUUAACUCCCUUCGACCCUUCCUUUGGGACAUUCAUUGUUCUGAAGAUGUCCUUGGGAUAGUCUGGUAUCUGCUCGAGAAUGGAAAGCCAUACCUCCGAGAAAAUCCAGGAUUUGCUGCUGGGACUGCUGUCUCAACGCUUAUUACUCUCCGCAAAAUUUUCCUAUCUUCUCCGGAGAAUACGACCCAGGAAAUUCAGUUUAAAAAGGUGCAAUCAAGCACCCGAAAGUUCCAUCAGUGGCUCAUAGGACUCUUUGGAGACUUGCUUUCCGCAGAAUGGGACACAAAAACCAAGCAAUCCUUUGAUAAGCUAGUGAGCCUCGCCGAGCAAUUCUCAACGUCCAAAGCUUCCUCAGAUGGUCACAUCGGGAAAGGCUUGGUCUUUGAGGUGCUCAAAGACCGCGAUUCUGCAACAUCAUUGCUCAGCAGGCCUGUAGCCGAUACGGUUUUGUCGCUCUUAUGUCCGGAGUUUGGGGCUUCGGAUGCUGAUGAUAGGUCCCUGAACGAUGAUGUGGACCCUGCUUCACAUGUUGUCUCGCUGUGGCAUACACUGCACAACUUUAAUGGCGGACCCCAGUAUCGACUAUGGGCUGCCAGGGUUAUUGGUCGAUCAUUUGCUGCAACUGGAAAGAUCAAUCAACUUCUUCUGCGUGAGCAGGAUCUUUCAUUAUUUGAGGAUACUGAGCCUUGCUUAUCAUCCGACAUUCUCUGUCACUCCAAAGCUAGGAUUCUUCGCGUCCUUUGUGACAUGCUGCACAAUCAAAAUCAUCUCGAAGCUGGUUUGGUUGAGCGGACAUUGCAGCUUAUUGUCAGCAGUAUCGCAGACUUUCCAGAUUACCAAGGCUGUGGUGAUGUGAUCCCUGAAUCUUUGAUGAAAGCACUCAUCUGGAACCCAUACAAGUGCCCUACCAUCGAACUAUCAAUUCUGGAGGAGAAAAGAUGCAAGAAGACGCCACCAGACAUAGAUGGUAUCUCGGUUGCUGAAUGGGCUCGCGAUGUUUCUCUAUUUUUGUCGACUGCUGCCUUGGAAGAUCCUGUUAUCGGAUCUCUUCGCAAGAUUCUCAACGCUGCCUCUGACCUAGCGGUACAGCUGUUGCCGUAUGUAGUCCACGAUGUCUUGCUGUCUGAGCGAGACACAAAAGGCGAAAAGGGAGUAAUUCGAGAGGCCAUUUCAGCCAUAUUCAAGAAGGUAUUGUGUGAGGUGUCGGAGGAUACGUUACCUCAUGCUCAGCUUGUGAUCAGUUGCAUUCUCUACCUUCACAACCAACCGGUGCCGGAUGAAUCAACCAUUGUCCAACGUGAUAAAUGGCUUGAUAUCGAUUUUGGAGAGGCGUCUUCUGCUGCUCAUCGUUGCGGGCUGCAGAAAUCUUCAUUGUUGUUCCUUGAAAUUCAAGCCUCCAAGGUAGUUGCAGGGUCCCGUCGGUCAUCUGUCCUCAAAUAUGAGCUACCAACUGCUUUACUCCAUGAUGUGUACAAGAACAUAGAUGACCCAGAUUUGUUCUAUGGCAUCCAGCAAAGUUCAUCGCUGACAAGUGUGAUGGAACGACUGGAGUACGAAGGCUCUGGGUUCAAGAAUCUCUUGUUUCAGAGCGCGCAAUACGACAGUGGGAUACAGAUGUCAGACAGUGCGGACUCUUAUGGGGUUCUAAAUGCGCUGAAUGCAACGAAUCUCCAGGGAAUCGCCAACACAAUGCUCUCCGCUUCCAGUGGUAUAAAGGAUUCCCCUGUGGCAAUUGAGAGCAUGUUGCAAGCAGCCACCAGUCUUCAAAAGUGGGAUAUCCCAGUCUCACCUUUGGAUACAUCGCCAUCAGCAACCGUCUUCCGAGCCUUCCAGAGUCUCAACAGCUCUGGUUCUUUGCCUGAAGUCACCACCUCAAUUGAAACCGGUCUGUUGACUACCCUUGACUCUCUUAUAGACAACGGUCGUUCCGCCAUCCAGUUGCGCACCUCGAUGCGAGCUCUGGGUAUCAUGACUGAGAUCAGUGACACGCUGCACACCUCGAGUCCAGAAGAUAUGGACGCCGAAUGGAAGAAGAUAAUGGCGAGAAGCAACUGGCUGAAAACCGAAAGUUAUCAUGAGGUUGGCGAAGUCUUAUCAUGGCAUGAGGCAUUAUUCUCGUCGGUCAGGAAAAACGAUGUCCUGAGAUCACCAUCACGGCUGAGUCUCGACAAUUCACGCUUGCUGGAAGCGAAAGUCAUAAGGCAGUCCUUGGAAGUAACCAGAAGUCACGGCAUCUCCCAAGCAUCGUUGAAAUCUGCAAUGAACCUUUCAAAGCUGUCAGAACCCUGUGCAGCUCUGGGUAUGGACAUUGAAGCAGCCGCAAAGUUUGACCUCGCCAAUGUUCUUUGGGAUCAAGGCGAGAUGACAGCGUCGAUUCGCAUGCUUCAACAUUUGAAAGGUCAAGACGAUCUUCACAACCAAGCAAUUCCACUCAGUCGGGCUGAGCUGCUUGUAACUUUGGGACAUCAUGUCGCAGAGGCACGACUGGAAAAGCCCGAUUCCAUUCUUCAAGACUAUCUUUACCCUGCGGUCAAAGAACUCAAGGGAAACUCUGACGGGGAAGAAGCUGGACGAGUCUAUCAUGGAUUCGCAACAUUCUGUGAUCAGCAGCUUUUGAAUCCCGAUGGACUAGAAGACUUCAAGCGAGUGGAGCAACUCCGGGACCGCAAGGAGAAAGAAGUCAUUGGCCUCGAGGAAAUGAUGAAUGCUGCCACUGGCAAAGAACGGGAGUAUUUGAAGAAUUACCGUGCUAAAGCGAAACAAUGGUUCGACCUCGACGACCGUGAGUAUCAAAGAUUGCUGCGAAGCCGAGAGGCUUUCCUCCAGCAAUGUCUCGAAAAUUACCUUCUCUGUCUGCGAGAAAGUGAUACCUACAACAAUGAUGCUCUACGGUUCUGCGCACUCUGGCUCGACAAGUCAGACAUCAAAACAGCAAACGUAGCUGUCUCCCGAUACCUUAGCGAGGUACCCAGUCGCAAAUUUGCACCUUUAAUGAAUCAACUGUCUUCUCGCUUGCUUGAUGUCUCUGAUGAUUUCCAAUCACUUCUCACGCAAUUGAUUUUCAGGAUCUGUGUCGAGCACCCCUUCCACGGAAUGUAUCAAAUCUUCGCCAGCAGCAAGUCCAAGGGAGGUAAAGACCAGUCCUCCGUCUCACGUUUCCGUGCUGCAAAUCAGCUUGUGGACCGCCUCAAAAGUGACAGCCAAAUCGGUCCCACUUGGGUUGCUGUGCAUAAUGUGAACAUCAGCUAUGUGCGGUUUGCAGUCGACAGGCCUGACAGCAAGUACAAAAGUGGUGCUAAAGUUCCAUUGAAAAGUCUCACUACUGGGCAGCGCCUCGGACAAGAUGCCAUCACUUACAAACUGCCACCACCUACAAUGAAGAUCGACCUCCGCGUUGAUUGUGACUAUAGUCAAGUUCCGACAGUUUCCAAAUUCUCCCCUGACUUCACCAUUGCGUCCGGUGUCAGUGCGCCGAAGAUUGUCACUGCCGUUGCCUCUAAUGGCGAGCGCUAUAAACAGCUGUACAAGGGAGGCAAUGAUGAUCUACGACAAGAUGCUAUCAUGGAACAAGUUUUCGAGCAAGUGAGCAGUCUCUUGAAAGAUCAUCAACCUACGCGUCAACGGAAGUUAGGUAUUCGGACCUACAAAGUCCUUCCAUUGACCUCCAAUGCGGGAAUCAUUGAAUUCGUACCCAACACCAUUCCCUUACACGACUACCUGAUGCCAGCACAUCAGAAAUACUUCCCCAAGGACAUGAAGCCCAAUUCCUGCCGUAAGCACAUUGCCGACGUUCAAACCAGAUCCUUCGAGCAGCGAGUCAGAACCUACCGACAAGUGACGGAGCACUUCCAUCCUGUGAUGAAAUACUUCUUCAUGGAGAAAUUCAACAACCCAGAUGAUUGGUUCAGCAAGCGAAUCUCCUACACUAGGAGUACAGCCGCGAUUUCAAUCCUCGGCCACGUCCUGGGUCUUGGUGACAGGCACGGACACAAUAUCCUACUUGAUGAAAAGACCGGCGAAGUCGUGCACAUUGAUCUCGGUGUUGCAUUUGAACAGGGCCGCAUUCUGCCUGUUCCUGAAGUGGUCCCCUUCCGUUUGACACGCGACCUCGUCGAUGGUUUUGGUAUUACCAAGACCGAAGGUGUCUUCCGGCGCUGCUGUGAGUUUACCCUCGAGGCACUUCGCCAAGAGUCGUACAGCAUCAUGACCAUCCUUGAUGUCUUGCGCUACGAUCCCUUGUAUAGCUGGACUGUCUCGCCCCUGCGCAUGAAAAAGAUGCAGGAUAAUCAAGAAGCUGGCGAUGGGCCUCCUCUACUGCCUGGUGCGGGUGUGGCCGAUCAUUCUUCGAGGAAUGAGCCCAGUGAGGCUGAUCGAGCCUUGACUGUCGUGGCUAAGAAGCUGAGCAAGACACUCAGUGUCACUGCUACCGUCAAUGAAUUGAUUCAACAAGCGACUGAUGAGAGGAAUCUUGCUGUGCUAUACUGUGGUUGGGCAUCUUAUGCCUGA
Penicillium nucicola is the source of this 8736-nucleotide messenger RNA. It is a transcript of the gene atmA, whose product is annotated as DNA-binding protein kinase TEL1. NCBI's taxonomy places the organism in Eukaryota, Fungi, Ascomycota, Eurotiomycetes, Eurotiales, Aspergillaceae. The coding region runs from base 1 to 8736 and encodes 2911 amino acids. Gene Ontology annotation, molecular function: protein serine/threonine kinase activity; protein binding. The transcript is spliced from 7 exons. Gene Ontology annotation, biological process: DNA repair. The record is from RefSeq and is a predicted model, not a curated record.